Nerophis ophidion (straightnose pipefish) is the source of this 4533-nucleotide messenger RNA. RefSeq lists its product as uncharacterized. The transcript is spliced from 6 exons. The record is from RefSeq and is a predicted model, not a curated record. Bases 113 to 1222 code for a protein of 369 amino acids. NCBI's taxonomy places the organism in Eukaryota, Metazoa, Chordata, Actinopteri, Syngnathiformes, Syngnathidae.
AGAAGAAGACCAUGCAGCGGCUCAAAACAAGGAAGUGAAUCGUGAGCUUCCGGGCAACUGAUUGAAGUCAUUAAGUGUGUUUUCUAGCAGGAGGACACCAGUGUGUUUACUCAUGGCCGACAGCAGUGGAAAUGUCAUCCGCAAUGGUGAAGACGACGACGGAACACAUGGCCGGAGUGUGGCCGGGAUAGACGAGGGUCCAGCGGCGGUUGUGAGCGUCCACGAAGGCCGUAAAAGAGUCAUCUUGCACGUGGACCUGAACAACACUAUUCUGGUGUCGGACGCCGCCACCAGCCAGGGAACUGUGGCCGCUUUGGACUAUUUCAUGACCACCGUCACCUGGGGCAAAAUGAACAAAGGAAAGUGGGAAUGGCUUAGUGACUCUCCCUCCCUGCAGCCGCCAUGCGACGACGCCACCAGCUACUACUCUCAGUUUAGAUCUACUCACGGCUUCACCUCGGCCGCAGGUCGGCGCUUCCGCGGGAUUCUGGAGGAGCAUCUGAAACUGCUGCGCUGGCCUAAGGGCUUGAAGGGAGACCGAGAUCUGACGACCAAGGGGGAGGAUGGACACCUGUACCACUGGAUCCUUCCCUCCUUUUUCCAGCUGCUCAUAGACCUGACCCAGCAAGGGACUCCGUUCGCCGUGCACUUCCGUACAUUUGGAUGCGACCUAAUCCGUGUGCUGAGUGCUGUGUCCAAAGCUGUGACUCAAGGAGCUCAUCCUCUCUUUCCUGACCUGCCCGACCUGAAGUUAAGCGUGAACAAGACUGCAGGCAAGAUCCGCUGCAGCCCCAAAGAAGUUGUUCUGGCCAGAGGCGGCGAGCGGCUGUCGAGUCGCAACGGAGAGAGAAGCCUGUACGAGUACUUCAGCACCGCUCACGGUCUAGGCGGCUUCCAGGACGACUAUGACUGGUGGCUGACUAACAACUAUUCUGCCCGGGGGGGCAAGCCUCUGUGGGUGGACCCCUUUGAUCAGAGCGUUCAGCACAUCUUCAUCGACGACAACAUACGACAGAACGAUGAGGACACCGUAGUGCACCCCAAGGUUUUCUUGAAACCGGGCUCGGCCGAGACACGCACGGCCUCCAUCUCCGAGCUUUACGACGUGGCCCUGAUCCAGACCGACCUCCUCAAGGCCAUCUCUGAGCCAGACUACUUCACCCGGCGCGUCCGCAUCUGCCAAGAGAACUACGAGAAGAAUGUCCUGCAGGGGUCGGGCUAGUCCACGGCGCACGGCACCCCGCUUCCUGUCCGGUCCUGAUGAACGCCACAUCGGGUACCUUUUUAACUCAGGGCUGUUAGAAGUUUCUAGAUAGGACCGUGUUACAUUGUGCGAUGGAGAGUUACUUCCUUAUGCAAUGACUCUAUGACUUGAUGGAGUCUAAAAGGACAAAACUGAAAAAGGGUUCUGAACUUUACUUAUUUGAUAAAUUAAUAUAACGCAAAAAGUAUUUAAAAAUAAUACACAUAAGCAACCGAUCAUGUGAAGGCCAGACCAAAGGGCGUUAUUGUCGCCUUCUUAGUAACCCCAAGUCCCAUUAGCCAAUCAAGUCUUGUGUGGAAAAAGGUAUGUUUUUAAUAUUGACAACAUUAAUUGUCUUUUAAUUAAAUAAAUGGGUCAUUCUCGUAUAGCGCUUUUCUACCUCUAAGGUACUCAAAGCGCUUUGACACUAUCUCCACAUUCACACUCACAUUCACAUAACCACAACCUAUCAGGAGCAAGGGUGAAGUGUCUUGCUCAAGGACACUUCAGCCUUGGUUGGUAGAAGGUGGGGAUCGAACCAGGAACCCCUCCAGGUUGCUGGCACGGCCACUCCCAACCACGCCACGCCGUCCUCAGACAGCUUUCACACAAACUUUUCUUAUGUUCUUCAAACGUUUAGUUUGUGUGUUAGUUUGUUAGUACACUUCAAUGGUGUCAAAGGCCAAAAUAAAACAUGCAUUACUGAAUUCUGUAAGGCACAGGUGUCAAAAUCAAAGCCCGGGGCGCCCAUAAGCAGACCGUAAUAUUAUUCCUCAUACUUCAACUUGUAUUAUUAGGGUCCGCAGGCCCAUUGCCAAAGGACUCCUGUGGAGUCCUUUGCCAUGGGCCAAGGACCCUAUUGAAACUGCUGUGUUUUAUUAUUAUUCCGCACCUACGCGCUGUAAUUUGACCCCCUUAACAUGCUUCAAAACUCACCAAAUUUGACACACACGUCGGUAUAGCAAACCUUCCCAACAUAUUAAGCAACCAAUCCCCCAAAAUGAAAAUUGCGCACUAGCGCCCCCUAGGAAAAAAAUUGCAGACAAAACUGCAUGUAACUUCUGUUAGGAAUGUCAUAGCGACAUGAAACAAAAACUCCUAUGUAGGUCUGACUUAGACCCAAUUUUCAUACACUCACUUCUUUCAGCAAAAAUCUACAGGAAGUUGUCAAAAACCCCUUAAAAAUAACAUUUUCGCAAAAAAUGCAAUUUUUGCCUCUUUGCGCUGUAAUUUGACCCCUUUAAAAUGCUUCAAAAGUCACCAAACUUGGCACACACAUAAGGACUGGCGAAUAUUGCGAUCUGAUGAAAAAACCAAACCCCAAAACUCAAAAUUUUUGAAUAAAACCCAGAAAAAACUGCUCCUAGGAAGAAAACACAGACAAAACUGCUUGUAACUUCCGGUAAGAAUGUCGGAGAGACAUGAAACAAAAACAUCUAUGUAGGUCUCGCUUAGACCUACAUUUCAUAGAUUGACAACCCCCAACAAAAAUCAACAGGAAGUUUGCAACCCCCCUUCAAAACAAAAGUUUUGUAAAAACCGGUCACCUUUCUUCAAACAUUAUCUCCUCUGAGUGCGUUUGCUUUUUUUGGCUUCAAACUCGCACAGGAGAGAGAUUGAACCCUUUUGAUUAAAAGUAUAGAACAGAGUUUUGAUAAGUUCUCAGGUUUUGAUUUUACGUGCCUUCAAAGAACCCCUGUGCAAAGUCUCCUAAAAAAUGUCAUUUUUGCCUCUUUGAGCUGUUAUUUGACCCCCUUAAAAUGCUUCUAAACUCACCAAACUUGACACACACAUCAGGCCUGGCAAAAAUUGCGAUCUGAUGAAAAAACCUAACCUCAAAACUCAAAAUUGCGCUCUACCGCCCCCCUAGGAAUACAACACGGACAAACUGCUCCUAGGAAGAAAACACAGACAAAACUGCUUGUAACUUCUAGUAGGAAUGUCAGAGAGACAUGAAACAAAAAACACUAUGUAGGUCUCACUUAGACCUACAUUUUAAUAAUAACAUACAUUAGCAAAAAUCAACAGGAAGUUUGAUAUUUUCACUUCAAUAAAACAACUGCAUUACUUUCACAAUGCAUUAGAUUCUCAAAAUAGUGGCUCCAAGGCGUCCUCUAACGCUUAUCCGGCCGAGGGUCUCGGGGGCAGCAGCCAAAGGCGGACCCGACCAACGCUGCUUGCAGCUUUAAUUAUUAUUAUUAUUAUUAGUAGUAGUAUAGAUCCGCACAAAUCCUUACGCUUAGACGAACUGGCCAACGAACCCCCACAUAUGUUAUACCCUCGGAAAGGUCUCGUCCGGGCCGACGGUUCCGCAGCCAGGCACUUUCCAGCCCUGUUACUUGAUUAAUGAGACAUGCUAACUGUUAGCAUGGUACCGUUAGCACACAUGCUAAGUUUUAGCAUUUAAAUGUGCGCAUGCUAAUGUUUUUGGCUCAUUUUGUACUGUUAGACCUAAAACUCACAGCUUGGGACACUCCGCGCCAUCUUCAAAGUACGGCGGAUUUUUCCGUCGACCCCCGGCCACAGAUAGCAGGCCCAUCAACAUUUUUUAGUUAAUUAAAAUAGUCUUGAAUAUUAUUCCUCACUUUUUUUUUUGUUAAAAUAAAAAAAAAAAAACACUUAAAUAUUUGCUUGAAAUGCGAUUUCAAAGCAAGUCAUCCAUUCAAUUGUACACUCCAAAAAUUACAAUGCAUUUGACAAUAAAAAAACUAGCAAUUCAGUUGCAAGAAUUUUACCUUAAAAAAACGGGUUAUGUUUUUUCAUUAUAAUAAUACACUAAAAACAAGCAUGUAUUUUACGGUAAAUAAACAGUGGUACGAUUUUUCCAUUUACAUUUAAAACAGUAUAUUUUACGGCAAAAAAACAGUGAUACUGUUUUUUAUUUAUUUAUAGUAAUACACUGUAAAAACAAGUAUUUAUUUUACUCCAAAAAAAAAAAAGUAGUACAUUUUUUUUCUCCUUUUCUGUAACAUGCUGUAAAAAACAAAUGUAGAUUUUAAGACAAAAAACGGUGGUAUUGUUUUUUAAAUUGUAGUAAUACACUGUAAAAACAGAAAACACAACAUUUUAAGAUACAAAACAACAACUGGCAGCUAUAAUUCUACCUUUAAAAACUGUGGUACCUUUUCACGUGGAUAGUAAUAUACUGUAAAAACAACAACCAAAGAUUUGACAUGGAAACAUAGUGGCAGCCCAGUUGCUAGAAUUAUACUGUAAACAAAGACUGCUGUUGUUUUUUCAUUUUUCACUAAUGCUCUGUAAGAACAACAAUAAAUGAUUUUCCUCAAAAA